GCAGGGUGAGGGCCCUGGGAAAGAAAGCCCAGGCUGAGAGCAGCGAGGCCAGCGCGUUGGGGCCCCGUGGCCUGAGCCGAGAGGCAGCGGCGGGGCUGGAGAGCGCAGCGCGGCCCGGCAGGCCAAACCCCUCCUCCCGGCAGUCUUUCCGGAGGCCGGUUUUGCAAGGAAACGAAACCGAAAUUGACCCAGAGCCAUCUUGCGGCCGAAGACGCCUGGCGCGGGCGAUGCUCGCGGCGGCGGCGGCGGCGGCGGCGGCGGCGGGCGGGCGCCAUGGACCCCCCACAGGAGCGUUCACUCUCCAGAUCCCACUCCCACCCCGGCCAGGACCAUGAACACAGCAAGGCCGCCCAGCAGCCGCGGGGGCCAGGAUCCUGCCUUAACAAUUUCCAACUCCAGCAAAUAGAGUUUCUCAAGGGCCGGCUCCUGGAAGUGCCCCUGCCCGGAAAACAGCCACCAUUGCUGCCGCUUCCACCGCCGCUCCUCCCAGGCCUCUUCCCAGGAUCUUGGCCAGGGCGUCCAGGGCCCCCUGCUGGAGGCGCGCAACUCGGGCUCAGGGGCGUCCCCAGGGUCGCACCUUUCCGCAGGCCAGGGCUCCAGGUAGGGUCCCAGUUCCCUUCACCACGAGGCAGAGUGCCAUGGAGAGGGAUUGAUGGGCUUUCCUCACAAUUCCAGGACCUGAGCAUCAGCCAGAAUCAGGAGCAAAGGGUCUUAGCGUUCUUGGAAGAGCUAGGAGAACAGUCGGCCACCACAGCACGUGAUCUGGCCAGGAAGCUCGGGUUACGGAAGCAGGAAGUCAAUCACUCUUUAUACUCCCUGGCGAAGAAGGGUAAGCUGCACAAGGGGACAGGAACACCCCCUCUAUGGAGCAUUGCAGCCUCAGUUCAGGCCUGGGACAAGCCUGUUGAAGCAGUGAGACCAGACCCACGGCCCACUUUGAAAGCUGAGGACAGAAACUCCACAUCUGACUUAGAAGAUCCUCCUGAGCCUUUUGACAUGGCUGAGAUCAAGGAGAAAAUCUGUGCCCACCUGUUCAAUGUGUCUAACUCUUCCGCCCUGAAUCUGGCUAAAAAUAUUGGUCUCACCAAGGCCCGGGAUGUGAACACAGUGCUAAUCGACUUGGAGAGGCAGGGGGAUGUCUGCAGGCAAGGAGCCACGCCUCCUAUGUGGCACCUGACAGACAAGAAGCGCGAGAGGAUGCAAGUCAGGAGAGACGUGCACGGUGUCCCCGCAGCCACUCCACCUGCUGUCCCUGAGCCUAGAAGAAGUGCCCCGCUCCCCACCUGUCACUUGGCCCCAUCAGAUGCUUCCAACAAUGUGGUGGCCACAGUGAAAGUACAGAACGGGCAGGAGCCUGUGGCAAAGUUAGAAAGUAGAGAAGAGGCCCGACCAAGACCAAUGAGACUUAGGCCACCGUUCUAUCACAAUCGGCCCUUCAGAGCAGGGUAUAUGGACUCUGAAAAUGGCCAGUGGGCCACAGAUGACAUCCCAGAUGACUUGAACAGUAUCCGCGCAGCGCCAGGUGAGUUUCGAGCCAUCAUGGAGAUGCCCUCCGUCUACAGCCCUGGCUUGCCACGGUGUUCAUCCUACAAGAAGCUGACAGAGUGCCAGCUGAAGAACCCCAUCAGCGGGCUGUUAGAGUAUGCACAGUUCUCUAGUCAGACCUGUGAGUUCAACCUCAUAGAGCAGAGUGGACCGUCCCAUGAACCUCGAUUUAAAUACCAGGUUGUCAUCAGUGGCCGAGAGUUUCCCCCAGCUGAAGCUGGCAGCAAGAAAGUGGCGAAGCAGGAUGCAGCCAUGAAAGCUAUGACAGUUCUGCUUCGGGAAGCCAGAGCUCAGGACAGUGGGAAGCCCGAAGACUUAUCCCUGUGUUCCACAGAGAUGGAGUCAGAGAAGACAGCAGAGCCCCAGCCCCCAAGCCCUUCAGUGUCAUCGUUGUUCUCUGGGAAGAGCCCUGUCACGACAUUGCUGGAGUGUAUGCACAAACUGGGGAACUCCUGCGAAUUCCGCCUCCUGUCCAAAGAAGGGCCUGCCCACGACCCCAAGUUCCAGUACUGUGUUGCGGUCGGGGCCCAGACUUUCCCCACGGUGAGCGCCCCCAGCAAAAAGGCGGCAAAGCAGAUGGCGGCAGAGGAAGCCAUGAAGGCCUUGCAUGAGGAAGCCACCACCGCGGCUGACGACCAGCCCGGAGGCGAGAACCUGGAGUCAGGGGAGACCUUGGAGUCUGGGGUGCCCAGCAGCAUCCGGAGGAUCAGUGAGCUCGUCAGGUACCUGAACACCAACCCGGUGGGCGGCCUGCUGGACUACGCCCGCUCGCACGGCUUCGCUGCCGAGUUCAAGCUGGUCGACCAGUCCGGACCUCCUCACGAGCCAAAGUUCGUUUACCAAGCAAAAGUUGGGGGCCGCUGGUUUCCAGCCGUCUGCGCGCACAGCAAGAAGCAAGGCAAGCAGGAAGCAGCCGACGCGGCCCUCCGUGUCUUGAUUGGGGAGAACGAGAAGGCAGAACGCAUGGGUUUCACAGAGGUAACCCCAGUGACAGGGGCCAGUCUCAGAAGAACUAUGCUCCUCCUCUCCAGGUCCCCAGAUGCACAGCCAAAGACACUCCCGCUCACUGGCAGCACCUUCCACGACCAGAUUGCGAUGCUGAGCCACCGGUGCUUCAAUGCCCUCACUAAUAGUUUCCAGCCCUCCUUGCUCGGCCGGAAGAUCCUGGCUGCCAUCAUCAUGAAGAAGGACUCUGAGGACAUGGGUGUGGUGGUCAGCCUGGGGACAGGGAAUCGCUGUGUGAAAGGGGACUCUCUCAGCCUGAAGGGAGAAACCGUCAAUGACUGCCACGCAGAAAUUAUCUCUCGGAGGGGCUUCAUCAGGUUUCUCUACAGCGAGCUUAUGAAAUACAACUCCCAGACGGCGAGGGAUAGUAUAUUUGAGCUUGCUAGGGGAGGAGAAAAACUCCAAAUAAAAAAGUCUGUUUCGUUUCAUCUCUAUAUCAGCACUGCUCCGUGUGGAGACGGCGCCCUCUUCGACAAGUCCUGCAGCGACCGGGCCGUGGAAAGCACACAUUCCCGCCACUACCCUGUCUUCGAGAAUCCCAAACAAGGCAAGCUGCGCACAAAGGUGGAGAACGGGGAGGGCACAAUCCCAGUAGAGUCCAGUGACAUUGUGCCUACGUGGGAUGGCAUCCGUCUCGGGGAGAGACUCCGGACCAUGUCCUGCAGCGACAAGAUCCUGCGCUGGAACGUGCUUGGCCUACAGGGGGCGCUGCUGAGCCACUUCCUACACCCUGUGUACCUCAAAUCCGUCACACUGGGUUACCUUUUCAGCCAAGGGCAUCUGACCCGCGCCAUUUGCUGCCGUGUGACGAGAGACGGCAGUGCCUUUGAGGACGGACUGCGGUUCCCCUUCACAGUCAACCACCCCAAGGUGGGCCGGGUCAGCGUCUAUGACUCCAAGAGGCAGUCCGGGAAAACCAAGGAGACGAGCGUCAACUGGUGUCUGGCUGACGGCUACGACCUAGAGAUCCUGGACGGCACCAGGGGCACCGUGGACGGGCCACGGAAUGAACUGUCCCGAGUGUCCAAGAAGAACAUUUUCCUUCAGUUCAAGAAGCUGUGCUCCUUCCGCUCCCGCAGGGAUUUACUGCAGCUCUCCUACGGUGAGGCGAAGAGAGCCGCCCGUGACUACGAGACAGCCAAGAGCUACUUCAAGAGCAGCCUGAAGGACAUGGGCUAUGGGGACUGGGUAAGCAAGCCCCAGGAGGAGAAGAACUUCUACCUCUGCCCGGUGCCCAGGGACUGAGGCCAGGCUGCACCGCUGACGGGGAGGUCGCCGCCGCCCUUGCACGCCUCACCGCAUUGCUCGGGGUCUCUACACUGGGGUUUGGUUUGCUUUUGACUCCUUCUAUGGAGUCACCAUUGCUGGUACUGAGGAUUGUGGAUUCCGAUUUGUCCUGCUUUCUGUGGGAUUUCUAGGCAGGGCCUAGUCAGGCUUCUGUCUUUUCCCAAGUGAAGCAGACUGAGAGGGAAAAAAAGGGUUUAUUUUUCCACCAAAAGCUUACACACCAGGCACACGUAGCCCACGUGCCCAUCAGCUGUGUUCUGGCGUUUUCCAUUCCCUUUUCCUCUGUUUGCUACACUGACCUCUUGUGGACUGGAGAAGGUUCCGGUCAGUUCUCUGCAGAUUGUGUCAGGGACUCCAGAUCCACAGGCCCCUACCCCUCCCUUCUGAGUCCUUCCUGUGAUCAGCUUCCUCCUUCCCCAUGCUGAGGGGAAAGAGGUGAGCUGGGAGAAUCCCGUGCAGUGUCACGAGGGCAGGAGUCGAACUGCAAUCCACUAACGCCCAGUGCCCGUGGAAAUGCCAUUGCAUCUGCAGACCCUGCACGGUGAUGGGGAGCUCUGCUCAGGAAGUGUCCCUUCCUCCCCGGGCAGCAGGGAGGCUGAGGACCAGCCGGAGUGGCAAGGCCAGUUGCCAAGCAGUCACUGAGGUCCCCAAAGGAUGGCACCAAGCUCCAUCCGCCCCACCCCCUGAGGCAUCCCCGGGAGCAGCCCUGCCUGUGCAGGGGAGCAUGGUGACCCCAGCCAGGACAGAGCCUGGAGGGCACAUCAUCCCCGCCCAGACGGUCAGGACUUAGCAAGAAUAAAGGCAGGAAAUCAUGUUGGGUUAGACCACUGUUCCAUCCGGCAUAUUUCUCAUGGCAGUGAUACCACGGGAAGUUGACUAAGCCAUGUGUAAAUUAAGAGUUUAAAAGAAUGCCAGAGAUGUUGACUCGUUGCUUUAGUUGCACAGAUUUAAAAUUCAGAUGUACUUUUUCCCCCUUGGAGUGUUUUCAUUUAGCUGUAGCUUUGGAAGCUGGUGGGCAGGGCACAGGCCUGGGGUCCUCCUGCGUCAGGGAGCCCCGAUGGAUGAGAGGCGGCAGCUGGGGGUGAAGGGCAGGCUGUCCUCGGACUCUGGGGACACCUUUGUCCACAACCUCCACCCUGGCCCGGCCCUGGGGAGGGUCAGCCCCUGGGGCUCCGUCGGCCUGGGGGCUUGGGAGGACUGCGGAGCCCCUGCCUCCUCUGAGACCCAGCUGCCACCGUGCUCUGGGCGACCCUGGCUGUACCUGGACCCCCACACAAGCUUUGGUGUCCCCUCACCCUGCAAACUGCUGUCUGGCCCACCUCAAUAGUAGCUACAUCCCUGUUUGCACUUUUACCGUGGCUCCUUACACUCUGUACCUUUGACCAAAACACAAGUGUUUAAAGUACACAGGCCAUCUGCAGACACGAAAGCACUUGGAGCCUGUCCUGAGGACGGGCGGGGCUGCUCCCCAGCCCUGCGUGUCUCCAGCUCGGACCUGAGGUGCCGGUGCGGUAAAUCUGUCCUGGCAGCUGCCCCUGGGGAGGAAGCCUCUCCCCUGGUUCUUCAGGCCGAGGGCUGUCUGGCCCUUGGGGCUCCUCGGACCGGACGCAGUGACCUCUGCUCUCCCGGGGAGCGCUGGGGCCCUCGAAAGACCAGCCCUGAGCUCUCAGCUAGCACCCUCGCGGAGUCCGUUCUGCUGUGGGAAGAACAAGGCGUCCCGCACCCCAUACACCUGCUGCAAACGAGCCGCAUCCAGCCCACCCGCCUCCCGAGCCCCGUCACGCAGGGCAGAGGCGGGGCUUUAGCCAGUGUUCACGUUCUGUCCAGUGUUUAUUUUUAAUAAGCGAGGCCCCUCCCCCUUCUCUUAAAUGAUUUUUGUAGUUGAUUUGUCUGAACUGUGGCUAUUGUGCAUUGUGAAUAAUCACUUGUCAAUGCUUGAAGCUAUUUCCUUUACUCAAGCUGAAGGGACUCUGUUGGCUUGAGGUCUUGGCAGUGACCCCAAGAGCAGAGUGGGAAGAGCCCAAGCAUAGCCUUGGUGCCAUGAUGGCUGCAGUCCAGUUUUAUGAUUCUGCUUUUUGUGCCCCUUGAUCCUAAAAAGAUACAUUCCUCGUAAAUAAAGACAGGAAAAAUCUGAA
Molecule: messenger RNA, 5972 nt
Organism: Heterocephalus glaber (naked mole-rat)
Lineage: Eukaryota; Metazoa; Chordata; Mammalia; Rodentia; Bathyergidae
Gene: Adar
Product: adenosine deaminase RNA specific
Biological process (GO): adenosine to inosine editing; RNA processing
Cellular component (GO): nucleolus; cytoplasm
Molecular function (GO): adenosine deaminase activity; double-stranded RNA adenosine deaminase activity; double-stranded RNA binding
Source: RefSeq, a predicted model, not a curated record